CGCCGGGCAAGCCAUGAGCUAGCAGCCAUCCUGUAACAUAACCUUCCCUCAGAAGCCAUGAAGUGUGUAAGGCUGCUCGCGGCAGGCUGUCUGCUUUUCUGCGCGCUCAGCAGACCUAGCCUUCAAAAUGACCAGCAGUUAUACGAUGGACAAGACGAUUACGCAGCGAACGAAACCUUCACUGGCAGCAGAGGAAAUGUUACCAAGGACCCUCUGUUCCCUGAGGAUCUGUUCACCAUGGAACAAAGACGUCACGGAGCCGUGGUCCUCCAUAUCCUUGGUGUCGUGUACAUGUUCGUGGCCCUCGCAAUUGUCUGCGACGAGUUUUUUGUUCCGUCACUGGACGUCAUCAUUGAAAAGCUGGCCAUUCAGGACGAUGUAGCUGGCGCCACCUUCAUGGCGGCUGGUGGUUCAGCACCAGAACUCUUCACUAGCGUCAUUGGAGUGUUCGUGUCUUUCGACGAUGUUGGUAUUGGCACCAUCGUUGGCUCAGCCGUCUUCAACAUUCUGUUUGUGAUUGGAAUGUGCGCCAUUUUCAGCAGGACUGUGCUCACUCUCACCUGGUGGCCCCUGUUUCGUGAUUGUACCUUCUACUCCGCCAGUCUCAUCACACUUAUUAUUUUCUUCCGGGAUAACCACAUCUACUGGUACGAGGCAUUGGUGCUGUUCGGCUUCUACCUGGCCUAUGUUUCCUUCAUGAAGUGGAACCAUACAGUAGAGCGAUUCGUCAAGAAGCACUUGUAUAAGAAUAGAGUGACCCGCGUUCGCAGCACGGACCAGCUUAUGCCCUCGCACCAGAGUGCAGCACAAACGCUGCACGCGGGCAAUGCUGCCACUUCAAGCCAGACGAGUGUGGGUGGCGGCUCGGGUGCCGGAGGGUCGGCUGGUGGCUCUGCGGGCAGUGGCAUCACCUCACGCCCAGCACCUGGACCGACUGGUCACUCGGGUACAAAGUUCCGCCACGGCCUCCUGCAGCUCAUGAUCCACACCAUCGACCCGCUGCACGAUGCUCCCCCAUGUGUUGCAGGGAAGGUGGAUGAGAAGGCAACUCAACUUCACGCCAUCGCGUCUCUCAAAGUUCUGUUGGACGCUACAAAACCUCACAAUGGAGCGGCCACGACGUCGGCAGCCAAUCACGUCAGUGUAGCCCAGAGGCUCGAGAAUGAGAAAAACCAAGAGACGCAGCUCGCAGCCAUGCAGGAGCAACCCAACGGCGUCGCCAGUGGCCUCGAAGACUCGGCGGCUGUCGACACCAUGGCCGAUCCUGAUGACGAGGAAGAAGGCAACGAGGCACUGGACAUGUCAUGGCCGGACACCGCGAGGAAGCGAAUCACCUACCUUCUGGUGGCACCCAUCAUAUUCCCGCUUUGGAUCACUCUACCCGACACACGCACGCCUAGAGGAAAGAAAUUCUUCCCUAUCACGUUCCUUGGGAGCAUUGUGUGGAUAGCCGCUUACUCAUAUUUGAUGGUGUGGUGGGCCAACGUAUCAGGCGAUACCAUACGGAUACCACCCGAGGUGAUGGGUUUAACAUUCCUGGCAGCAGGUACUUCCAUACCAGACCUCAUAACAAGUGUGAUUGUAGCGAGGAAAGGCUUUGGUGACAUGGCUGUGUCCUCCUCAGUAGGAAGCAACAUCUUUGAUGUCACUGUUGGGUUACCGGUGCCUUGGUUACUCUAUGGGAUCAUCUAUGGUAAGCCUGUUGAAGUAAACAGUAUUGGAAUGGUGUGUUCCAUAGCCAUCCUCUUCAUGAUGCUGCUAUUUGUGAUCCUUUCCAUCGCCUGUUUUCACUGGAAGAUGAACAAGGGGCUGGGUUUCACCAUGUUCCUGCUUUACUUUGUCUUUGUGGCUGUCUCGCUCAUGUUCGAGUACAAGAUAAUUACGUGUCCCUUUUAGUGUCAAGAGGUGACUAAGCUAUUUUUUUACAGCCAGAGUGGAGUUAUUUGUUUGGGGAUUGGGAGGGGAAGGUGGUCUGGGGCCGGUCCCAAGGCCCUUGUUGAUUGCUCGUGGCAGCUAGAAAAUGUUACUUAUAUUCAUCGUUAUACGCUGUUUAAAUUACAGAUACAUACAUUUAUAUAAGUACAUACAUUAUAUACAGUUAGGUUGUCUGUGAAGUAUCUGGUGUACUGUAAAUACUGAAAGACAUUUACAAAUAUUAAGUUAUUUUGCUAGACAUCAAAAUGCAUCAUUUCAUAUGUAUGAAUAUCAUUCAACACAUAUAAAGUACUAUAUACCCUAAAAUAUUAAAUAUACAUAUAUUUUGUGAAUGUUGGUUAUUGUUGUAGAGAAACAAAAGUAAUUUUCUUGGUUGUUUUGCAGAGUGUAACAUGUUUCUCAAAAGUUUUGAAUUAUUUAUUUUAGGAAAAGGAUAAAUUUUAAACUUAAGAUUAAUCAGUAACAGCAAGGUUGCAGAACUAAAAGAUAACUAUACACCAAUAAAAAAAGGAAGAAUAAGUUGCUAUACUUUCCAGUGAUAUACUCGUAAUAUCAAGCACUUUAUAUCAAAGAAAACCAUACACCAUUUAUAUUUACAUAAUGUGGAGAAAAGCUGCUGACCUUAAGAAGACGUGAGCUUUCUUUGGGCGUAAUUACAUUCUGAAUUUGGGAAGCCAAGAAAGUAAAAUCAUGUCUUUUACAGAAACUGAUAUAUUCAUAUGAAAAAUGCAGCCUUUAUAAUCAACAAAAACAUCUUGACAUUUUGUCAGAACAUCUAGAAACAUUAUUUCUCUGAUUUAUUAUUGCUCCUUAAAAGUAUAUAAUAAUGAUAAAUAUUACAGAAUUAUCAUUUUGCUAGAAGGUAAUUCUUGCUGUGUACAACGUGUGAUAGCAUAGUGUAUAUUCAUACACACUAGCAUGAAUCUUAGAUAAAUAAUUUUGUUUGCCACAAGAAGAAAGUACUCAUAUAACACUAAAUACAGGGACGGAAUAACACACUGAAUGCUUUCUGUUGUUACUAUGUGCUAUUAAGCUCUCCAAACAUCACAAACAAAUAAAAAUUAUAAAAACAAGACACUUUCUUCCAUAUCAUGUGUGUCUCUCUUUUUUACUACUUCUAUUCUAUAAUAACUAGCCAUCUGCAGUUCUGGGAUUGCUGCCUCGCCCAGCUCCGUGAAAGCAAUAAGCAAUGUUGCGUGUAGCUGUACGUAUUAUUGUUGUUAUUAUUGUUGUUGUCUUUGUAAUUAAAUUGUUAAUGCAUGUCUCAAGCACAACCUACAAGUGCAGACAGGGAAAAACUCAACGAUAUUCCCCCAUGUGGACAUCACUGUUAGUGUGCAGAGUUGUUAGAUGUAAACUGUUUCUGCCUGGACACUUCCAGUGCCAGGACAUGUGAACUAGGAACAAGUGCAGCAAGAAUACAAACUUCAGUUCACAACUAAAAUAUGAAUAUACCAUGAAGGAACAAGACAAGGAAAAAGACUUAUGCAGUGUUUCUGGAAUAAAAAGUGAAGUAUCAGCUGAAUGAGCAUUUUGUUUGGAGGACUUAUGACAACUGUCUUGACAUUGUAUGGAUUUGCCUUAAUGCUGAGAGAUGGGAGUCAGGCAAUAUGUAUCACGGAUGAGUUGGAAUAAUUGUUAAAUUCUUACGAAGCCUUCGACUGAUGAGGGCAAGUAAGUGACAUAACUGCAAUGUGGUAUAACCAAACUAUCUGAAUAUUAUACUUCAGCAGUCCCUUGUCAAGUUUAUAAGCAUUCUUAAAAUCUUAAAUAUUCUUAUGAUACCUUGCUGAGAUUGUAAUUAAUAAAUAAAAUGCAUGAAUGUUGGUUAUGGUUUAUCUCUGAUAGGUUGGUAUGAAUAUAUUUUGUAAAAUACCUUUGAAAGCACAACAAGCAGUGCUGUGGUUUCACCCUGAUACCAGCUCUCAUCAUGAUGGCAAUUUGUACUAUAUUUUGGGCACAUUUCUGAAAUACUUUACUCUAAUUUUUAUCAUAGUAAACACCUGCUUCAGAGAGGGUAUGGAUAAAAUCAUGUUCUAACCUCUGUAUCAUUGAGUUCUUACAUUAUAUAUUAGUGUACUGUUAAUAAUAAUUUGAGACUGAUGAAUCAUCUGUAAUGCUGAGUUGAUAGCAGUUAUGACAUCCCUAGCGCCAAAGGAAACUGUUUAAUUAAGGCUCAUUGCAUUGUUCAAAUAUUAGCAUUAAUAGAAAUAUGUAUCCACUUAUUAACACUUAUUUAGGAUGCCCGAUUAUAUUUUUGACAUGUUUCAAUCCUGAAGCAAAGAGAGCUCAAUGAACAUACUGACUAGGCUAUGGACUAUAUGACUAGGGUUCCAAUUCCAGGCAACAGCAAGGAUUUUUUACUUUAUUUCUUCUCCAGAGUGUCCAGACUGAACCCAAA
Messenger RNA from Cryptotermes secundus, 4336 nucleotides. Its product is annotated as sodium/potassium/calcium exchanger Nckx30C. NCBI's taxonomy places the organism in Eukaryota, Metazoa, Arthropoda, Insecta, Blattodea, Kalotermitidae. The transcript is spliced from 8 exons. Gene Ontology annotation, molecular function: calcium channel activity; calcium, potassium:sodium antiporter activity. The record is from RefSeq and is a predicted model, not a curated record. Gene Ontology annotation, cellular component: membrane. Bases 58 to 1896 code for a protein of 612 amino acids. Gene Ontology annotation, biological process: intracellular calcium ion homeostasis; calcium ion transmembrane transport.